AUGUGGUCUUCAUCUUGGUUGCUGCUAACCCUUCCCCUGUUGGCACCUCUUGCCCAGGGUGCCCACCACGUCGUUAAGGUUGGUGAGAAUGAGAAGCUUGAGUUUGUUCCAGAAACACUCAAGGCUGCUGUUGGCGAUACAGUGGAGUAUCAGUUCUUUUCCAAGGUUAGCAUAUCCUUCACUAACCAUUCGGUGGUACAGUCGAGCUUUGACAAGCCAUGUCAGCCUCUAGAAGAUGGCUUCUUCUCUGGCUUUGUACCAACUUCAUCAUCAAAGAAAGCUUCGAGAACCACAUUUACUAUCAACAUCAAGGACACCAAACCUCGAUGGGUCUACUGCAGUCAAGGGACUCACUGCCAAUCUGGCAUGGUUCAUGGUAUCAAUGUCGAGUCCAAGAAGAUGGAUGAGUACAAGGAAUCAGCCGCCAAAGCCAAAGCCAACACUUCGCCAAAGAGUCAGCGCCCAGCAUGGGGAUUCCGCAGAAUGCACGUCGAUGUCGGCAAAACCGGAAAAAACGAAUUCACACCCAACGACAUCAGGGAAAUUCCCGGCACCAUCAUCCAGUUCAAGUUCCACCAGACGAACCACUCCGCCGUCGAGUCAAGCUUUGACAAGCCUUGCGUUCCCAUUGAGGGAGGGUUCAGCAGUGGAUUUAUUCCGGUCAAGAACGAGUCUUUCGAUGCUGUUUUCAAUAUUCUCGUUCAACACACCAGGCCUAUUUGGUUCUACGAUGCCAAGGAUACCAACUGCAAGUCUGGCAUGGUGGGCAGCAUUAACGCCCCAUCGAAAGGAAACACCCUCGAAGCCUAUGCUGCCAAGGCUUCAAAGGUUGAAAAGAGCACAAUCCCCGACUGGGCCCCCAUCGGCGGUGUUGCUGUCAUUGACGGACUUAUCAACCCUGUCUUUGACGGACCUAAUCUCAUCAUCCCAGUGACUCUGAUCGAUCCAGCUCUUGAGAGCACUGAGGCCGAUGAAGCUACCAACAAUGCCACGUCAACGGCCACAACUGCUCCCACAGAAUCCUCGAGCAGUGGACACUCCAACAAGUACAUCUCAGGGUCCAAGGACAACACAAACUCUUCCAUCCACAUCAACACCGCAGCCGGCGGCUCCAAGCCCGGCCACUACACCUACCCCGCCGAGAUCUCCGACGACACCAUCGCCUUCCUCCAAGUCUUGAAACUCAUGGACCGCAUCCUCGGCGAGACCCUCUACGCCUGGUACAAUAAGAUCGCCAAAGAUGGCGAAUGGGAAGGCAUCUACCCCGACAGUCUCGUAGCCAUGAUCCAAAGCAUGAGCGCCCAGAUCUCCGUGCACUACCAGACACUCGAUGACACUCUCAGCCACUUCGACCACCCUUCAUUCGACGACACAGCCUGCAAGCUCAAGCUUCCCCAGGGCAACGAAAUCGACGAAUACGUCAUCGCCUCCCUCGUCCUCCUCAAGCUCGAGAUCGGCGCCCUGGCCGACGUCAGCGUCCUCAUUGCCCAAAAGGAUUCAUGGUUCCUUCCCGCCCUUGUAACCGAGGUCGGCGCCAAGAGCCGCAUGUCGGCCGUCAUCAACAUGAUCCAGAACAAGAACGCGGCCGCCGCGCCCAGGGAGGUCUUGUUGCCUGUCGAGCUCGCCUGGAGUUAUGCCAUGACGCACUUCGUCGAGAGCUGUCCUGAGAAGGACGGUGGUAAGAUCGCAAACAUGCCUGACAAGCCAUUUGCGCCGCUCGAGGUCGUGCAUAAGGAGCUUUCGGGCGAUAACUCGGAUGACAGAGCGCUGAAGGUCACGUUGAACUACACGCUACCUGCUGACGUUGAGGCCGGGAAGGGGAAUGGCAAGGAGCAUUGGGUUGCUUGGGUUGGACCCUGGGGCACGUAUGAGUAUACCAAGCUGGAUGAGAAGACUAAGGAGGCGAAGGUGCCGGAGAAUAUGUUUGGGUAUGUGUGGAUUGCGGUGGUGAAUGACAAUACGGUUGGACUGUCGGAGUUGGAGGAUGUCACGGUUGCGGGACCGCAGAUUGUGUGGACGAGUAAUCCCCAGGGAGAGAUUGAUGUGGGGUUUGAGAAGGAGAUUGUUUGA
Molecule: messenger RNA, 2070 nt
Organism: Sordaria macrospora k-hell
Lineage: Eukaryota; Fungi; Ascomycota; Sordariomycetes; Sordariales; Sordariaceae
Source: RefSeq, a predicted model, not a curated record